AUGGAGGAUUCGCUGGCUAGGGCCACUUUAUUCAGAGUCGCCAAUGCGCAUCUAGGCAUUACAGCACCGCCGGACGUUGUGGAUGCAUUCUUGCUGCUGCGGCAUAAAGUGAGCUGCCUACAAGAUUGCCAAGGGCAGCAACUAGACCUGCUCCAGGAAAGGUUCUGUGCCGGAAAACACAGAAAAAAUGGUGGAUCUCCGGACACACAGGAACGGGUCACUGGGAACGAAGAGUCCCAGGAAGACGAAAAGUCAACAGCGGUUCCUUCCUGUGGCUCCCUGCCAGAUGCCGUGGCAGCCGCCAAAGCGGACACGAACGCAUUUAGCGUGGAAGCACUGCAAAUGCAGAUGCUUCAGCUGCCUCCAAAGGUGCAAGAGAAGAAUCUAGAGUGCUUUUGGGCCCUCCGGAAGCUUCUUAUACAGUGCGACGACUCGCAACCCGCAUUCCAGGCAACCGAAAAGUGGCUGAACGCAGCACCCUGCCUGAUUUUGCAGGAAGAGCAGGAGGUCGUCAGUGCAGCAGAAGAGGCUCUUUUUGUGGCAAUAGGCCACGCGCUGGAGAUGUUCCCUUCAGUAUUGUCUGAGGCUCUGGAGAUGACAGGACUUAUCGGCAUGGAAGCUAUUGCGGCUGCUGCAGCAGAUGAAAAGGGACGUCAGGGACAGCGAAGCUCCAGACGCCAGGCCAGCAAGGGCCGACACGACAGUAAAGCAACCGACGAUCCUAGCGGUAAUCCAGCAACGGCAGCUGCUGCUGUUGCUGCAGCAGCAGCAGCAAUCGGUGCAACUGGCAUCGCACCCGAAGAAGAAGGUCCCAAAACGCGGCAGCAGGUUGCAGAGCAGCUACUGCAGUGGCUGCUAAGCGAGGCUGUCGCAGCAGCAGAGCCCCAGCUGAUGCUGCAAGCGGCAGAGAAGACUGCGGAGUGGGGAGGGGUCCAUGCUGAAGCAGCACGGAAACGAUGGCAGCACCAGCCACCAAAUGAAGCCCUUGAGCUGCAGCUCCAGCGCACACCGCUACCCUCCGGUUUAGAUCACCGCGUGCUCCGUAUGGUCGACUACAUUUCUAAGAAGCAAGCGCCCACAGUAAAAGCUUGUACGCGGGCGGUUGUACUGUUUGAUGGGAAGAUCACAGAGGACCUGCUAUCAAUUCUUCAGCUGCAGCCGCCUGCCCAAAAGCAUAUCUGGAUACAGCAGUUGCUCCAGAAUCGUCUUGGCUACAUAGGCGAUCUGUUGCCACAGGCACGCGAAGGUGUACUGUUGUGUCUCGAGAUAUCUCCGCAGCAGCAGCAGAAUCUCCGGCAACAGCACCCGCUGCUUCUGCAGCAGCUGAUGCAAGAACUAGUGGAAGAAUACCUGCUUCCAGCGGUGCUUGGGGAUGAUCCCCAGCAAUACCAAGUGCCUGUCGCAUGCCUUGAAAACCCCGAAGACUUCGUUUCUUUUGUAGAGGCGGCAGCAGCGAAAAAGGGAAUAUGUGUAGCCAAUGAUAGCCCAGUGUCUGGCGAGCGAGUAGGACAAGACGAAGAAAAAGGCGAAGAAUUGGAAGACGUUCCUUCUCUUGUUGUUCUCCCUUCUUGGCAACAGUUCUUCUCUGCAGCUGCCGGAAAGCUAGAGGACCUCCAGCACGAGUUGGUGCUGGGGACUUCGGAGAUGGCCAUACCGGGCAACCAAAAGGAAGAUAGUGAAGACGGAACAGAGACAACCGAAGCAGGAAAUAUUAACUAUCUCUCGGCGCAACGCCAUCUCUCCAAGCUGUCUACAUUGCUGGGUAUAGAUUUCGUGGCUCUUGACUCCCCCUGUUACCUUACUAAAGCAGCAGAGGCUCCAGCAGCAGCGAUGGGAGAAGUUGCUCUAAAAGACCCACAGACGGUUGCUGCCGCCGCUGCUGCAGCAACAGCAAGCAGCCCCUGGUUGCUGCAAGGCCGAGUCUCCCGGGCAUUGGGACCCCAUGUAGUGGCGUAUUUACAAGCGGCUUGCUUAUUGCUAGGUAUUGAUCCCGCUGCUCUACAGCAGCGCGCAGCAGAAGCGGUUAUUGACUGGAAAGAAGAGCGGCAUAGGAGGCAAUCCUUAGAUGCUGCAGCAGCCUCAGCGAAGCGGCGAAUGCAACGGCAUUUGGAACUUCUAUGCACUGACAGCAGAAGCUGCUGCUGCUCCAGUCGAACUACUGCACUGGCAGAUUCUAUUGAAGAUAACAGUAUCACAUUGACAACCGGAAGUCUGGAUGAUGCAGGAUCGCUUGGGCCUCUUGGUUCAGAUGCGGCAGACCAGCAAGCCAGGCACGCCACCACCGCUGUGCUCUGCGCGUACUGGGACCAAAUCGUUCCCACCGCGCCAGGAAGUACCGCAGCUGAAGAAGGUCCUGCCCACGAGAUGUUGUUAAAGUGGGCCUCCGUUCAGCUACAGAAGUUGAGGAUGCUUGUUUCAGGAACAAUUGUCUCCAACGUUCUCCUGGCAGGAGAUUUGAUCAGCCUCAUUUGCGGGUUGGCCCUAAACGGAGAUGUGGCACUGGAAAUUAAUGCCCAGGACACGCCAAGGCAAGCGGAAACCUUGCUGAAUCCACAGCAAGAAGCAGAUGCGGCAGCGGCAGCAGCUGCAGCCAAAGCAGGAGCAGAAGAUGCUGCUGAACCAGGCUUUCCCAGGGGCUGGCUAAGACUUUGCAGGACAGCAACUGCAGAAACCGCCAAACCUAACACCAGUGGCAUGGCAAGCAGAAGCUGCUGCAUUCAUCCGCGGGUCUACAACCUGCGGCAGGUGCGCGGCUUUGUGCUGGCGCAUUUGAAGAAAAUUUUGGAAAUAGGUGGGUAUUGUGGUGAGCGGAUUCACAUGGUGACGAUUUCCAAAUCCAAUACGCUUAUGUUAAAAGCAAUGCAUCUUGCCUUUCCUGCAGCAAAAGAGAGAGGAGUUGUUAUCCAGCUUCCGACUGAGGUGCUGCUCCAAGUAGGCCCGCAGCCUGCUGCCCCUGCUACAGCAACAACAGGCACUGCUGCUGAGGGGGCCUCACGUGGGCGUAGAACAAGUGACGGCGUUGGGGGGAGCCAACGGAACAGUACUAAGAAACCGCGAGGCUCUGCUAAGGUUGAACCUCUCGAAGGGCAUAUAGAGGAUACAGGGGCAGGGGAUGUGUCGGGAUCGCCAGCAAGUGAAGAAGAAAAGCCGCCGUCCGUGCUAGCUGUGUGCCACCUACCCCCAGCGGACCUUCUGUGGAAAGUAGUCUUUAUGGGAAGCAGCGACUUGUGCGUGCCUCCUGAAGGGGACACGAGUAACACUACAGCAAGGCGGCGCUCCGAAGAGGGAAUGGAACCUUCAAGAGCCAGCGGGAUAUACGCCACUAUGACGCAGCAGGCGGUUGACAAAGCCGUAGCAUCGUUUGGAGGCCCUUCCCACUUUUUGUGGCUAGGAGACAAAUUAAGCAGGGAAAACGAGGGGAUACAGAACUUGCUUGACGCGGCUAGAACCCCGGAUGCCACGGUAGUCAUGGUGGAAAGUCUCGUGAAGGCCAAGAACAUGUUGGAGACUAGCUUUUCGAACUCAGAUGAUGACUUUGGGUAUAGAGCGCCAAGUGCAGACUCGGUGCUCCUUGAGUCUUCUGCAUCCUUCGAUGCAUCUUCAAGUCAAAUUAGCAUGAUGAGCAACGGCGACGACAAGAGGAUAAGUUUGAGCAAUGCUCAAGGAAAAUUAGGGAUAGAGCAUCUUCUGCUCUUCGGUUCCAUUGCGAGGAACAGCUGGACCUUCGCUGAAAAGGGGAUUGCAAAAGUUGAAGCAUUUCUGGAUGUAGAGCCUCUGCUCCAAAUGCUUCAAGGGAGGAGAGUCAAGGAUGUACUUCUGGCGGAUGACAUGUUUCUGGGAGAAGGAAAAGAAACAGAUUGCACGACAGCACAAACAAAGCUGCAAACCGCCUACAACUUCCAGUUGGAACCGCGCGGCUCAUCCUGA
Eimeria acervulina is the source of this 3927-nucleotide messenger RNA. RefSeq lists its product as hypothetical. The coding region runs from base 1 to 3927 and encodes 1308 amino acids. The transcript has 5 exons. The record is from RefSeq and is a predicted model, not a curated record. NCBI's taxonomy places the organism in Eukaryota, Apicomplexa, Conoidasida, Eucoccidiorida, Eimeriidae.